Carassius carassius (crucian carp) is the source of this 4589-nucleotide messenger RNA. RefSeq names its product vesicle-associated membrane protein 2-like. The record is from RefSeq and is a predicted model, not a curated record. Lineage: Eukaryota; Metazoa; Chordata; Actinopteri; Cypriniformes; Cyprinidae. Gene Ontology annotation, molecular function: SNAP receptor activity; syntaxin-1 binding. Gene Ontology annotation, cellular component: plasma membrane; SNARE complex. Gene Ontology annotation, biological process: SNARE complex assembly; vesicle-mediated transport; vesicle fusion. The transcript has 5 exons. The coding region runs from base 521 to 859 and encodes 112 amino acids.
UCAUGAAUAAAUUAACCACAAGCCGUGUUGCGCUAAUACAACCCAUAGACCCCAUCCCACGUCCUCUUACAUAUACUGCUGAAAGUGUUCCGAACGGAUAGCCUAAAUGUGCCCUUGUACUAUCUCGUCAUACUGUCAGCAAGCACAGAAUCCAUCCUCCAUCUCCUGUCCCUCACGGUCACCGACACCUGCAGCUUCCCGGAUGACGAGUGACGUCAACGAGCCAUCUUUGUUAGCCUAAUCCGAGCAUCUAUUUUCUUUCUAUGUGUACAUAGUGACAGAAGAGAGUAGUGGUAGAGCGCCCUUAUUAUAAAGAAAAUAACAGCGAGGCGCGGCACACCGCUGCAAAAACAUAAAUACAAACCCUCAAAGAAACAAAACAAAAAAAUAAAAUAAAAUAAUACCGCUUUACUGGAAUAACCUGGAGAGUGCAUUAUUUAUCCCGGAGACGGGGAGAAACGCCUGAAGCAGCGCGUCCAUCCACACACGUCUUCUAGACGCACAGAAGCCCCGGUUCACAAUGUCUGCCCCAGGCCCAGCAGGUGCCCCCGCCCCAGAAGGAGGUAGCCAGGGUCCCCCUAACCUCACCAGCAACCGUCGCUUACAGCAGACACAGGCUCAGGUGGAUGAGGUGGUGGACAUUAUGCGUGUGAACGUAGACAAGGUUCUGGAGAGGGACCAGAAGCUGUCCGAGCUGGAUGAUCGGGCUGAUGCCCUGCAGGCUGGAGCCUCACAAUUCGAGACCAGCGCUGCCAAGCUCAAGAAUAAAUACUGGUGGAAGAAUGCCAAGAUGAUGAUUAUCCUGGGGGUGAUAUGCGUGAUUGUCCUCAUUAUAAUCAUUGUGUACUUCAGCACCUAAAGUGCGAUGUUCCUACCCCACUCUGAGCUCAUGAACGCCCAAUCCUAAGCCACAGAAAAAUCCCUCCCAAAAAAGAUGAGAAAAACGACUUCUCACAACAAUCAAUUUAUUUGCCCCUUCCUGAGCCCCCUUGCCCCGCCUUCACUACCUCGCACCUGGGCCCCUGUCACUCGUUCGUCCUGUCCGUGAGUGUGUGGCCAUGUCUCCUCUGUAAAUAUCUCCGGCUUUUCUGAAAUACUGUUCAUACUACAAACUCCUGAUUACUUGUGACAACCGAUUAAAAAAAAAGAAAGAAAUCACAGCCCUUAGAAUGCAAUUAUACAGUAUAUAUUCCAAAUGUUCUUUGUAGAGUUUUAUUCUGAUAUAAUGGUUUUUGUAGUUUGUGAGUGUGUGAGUGUGCAUUUGUAUAUUUUUUGUUAAGUUUUGUAAAACUUAUUUUGCUUCAGGUUUAAACGACUGCCUCUUAAUCUGGGUGUUUGUAUCUUGCACGCUCUGUUUCACUCUUUCUUGCUCACUGAGUAUUUGGUGUAUUUUUGCAAGCGAUUGACUCCCUUAACUGAGGUACUGAAUCAAUAUCCCCAGUUUGUUCUUUGUCACAUGCACUCUAUCUCAGACCUACACAUUGCCCGCUCAACCCCCUUUCUCCUUCUUUCUCUUCUUUCUUUCUUUUUCUCACCAAUAGUACUUACUUUCUUAGUGAACUGCCACAAAAGACCAAUGACUGUAGAUGUUUAUCUUAAUUUAAUGUCUUCAGUGUCUUAUCUCUUAAACAUUCCUUAAUAGCGGUGUGGAAUUAUGCUGUCUAUCAAACAAAGUAAGCGUAUUUAUCUUAAAGGAUUCCAAAACAGGUCUUAAACUACCUUGAGUAACUGUAACGCAGUCAAACUAGGUUUUGACAGGGAUGUCGAAGCUAAUAAUCGCACAGGGGUCGAUUGCGCAGUACAUGGAAAGAUUUCAGAGUGUUCGUGAUUUUCGAAUGGCUCAGGAUCAAUAUUCCCCGAUUCAUUCUCCUGUUAAAAUUUUUUUUUAGCACAGAGAGAUUCAAGGCCAGAGACUGAACAAAAAUUGGAAAUAGUAUCAUGCACAGAAAGCUUGUUUUCGAAGGCGCCUUUUAACUGGUUAGACUGCAGGGGGGAAUGAGAGCAAACCACGCGCUGUGUUGCUCCCUCACAGCAGAACUACUGCCAAACUGAUUCAUUCGUCUGAAAGCACACAGGUUGAUAUUAAUACUUCUACAUGAGGUAGGCCUAGUUUCCACAGCUGCGGUUCUCUCUUAAAUCUAGAUACUGCCUUUAAUUUAGUCUUUCUUUUGAUUUUAGAUAUAGAUUGUAUUAUAUUUUUGUGUGUGAAGCAGGCAGGAAAGGGACUACUUAGUUUCAGGAAUUGGCUCUGCUGCCAUGUGCACAGCGAGCACCUUUGUGUCCCUCACUAUUAUCCACCUCUCUGUGUGCCUGUUUGUAAAGUUCAGCUGUAGUUUACACACUGCCAAGCACCUGAGGGGAGUUUUUUUUUCUUGUUUUUUUUUUUCGCCGUGCUCUUCCUGGUUUCCUUUCGUGCAUAUAUAUAUAUAUAUGCCUCCAUUAGCAUCACUUUUCAGUCUCAUCCGCCCAAUCUGCCAACAAGAAGCGAGCCAGGCGUGAAGUGUGCAUCUGCACGUGAAAACCACCACCCUUCCCAUUCAUGUUUCAAAGUCACUAGCAUUUCUUCUUUCACACAUGAUUCGGUUUCUAGCCACUAGUUGCAGUCUGUGUGAGUAUUUCGGCUUCAUCGUAAUUUUUUAGGCUGCUUAGACCUCUGCAGGUAAAGAAAGGCUGUUCCCGUGGCAACCUGCUUGCAUAAACAGGGGGAGGGUGUAGAUUAGCUGAUUGAUUGUGACAGGAGGCGGGGCUGAUAAGGGGCGGAGCUAGAGGUAUUAUUCCACUGGUGUGUUUUUACAUUCCAUAUUAAUCAUCCGUAUGGAAAAGCCUGGUGUUUGGAGCAGAAUGAACUGUAAUCUUUUGUAUUUAUGGUUUCUGACAAGCAAACUAUUUUUCAUUUCAUUCAUUUACUCAUUUUCAUUUCAUUUUUCUUCUUUAAAAGGAGAUAGCCUUAGUUCAUUUCAUUUUUCUUUAUAUCCCUGCAUGCUCAUUCACUCCUUUGUCCCACUCACUUUGAGCUAUUUUAACAAAAAAUUACCAAAGACCAUAUAAUAUCUUGCUUAAACUGCCAAUUGCCAUCAAAAACAGGUUAAGGGACAACAUUUCCCCAAAUCUCUGGUUUUUAAAAGUUCUCAUCCAGCAUAAGGAAACGAAUUAGCCCAUCUCUCUGCAUUUUUCAGGUCUAAGUUUAUUUUACUUGAAUAUUUAGGAACCACAAUCCAACGAACGUACCCCAGACAUAAUAUCAAUAACAAUGAUAGCACAACUUCUCCUUAAGGUCUGUGUCUGUAUUGCUGAAUAUAAAACAUGAAACUAUUUCUUUGUAGCUAUUUAAAGAAGAAAAAAGAAAAACUAAAUCUGUAUUGUAUUGUUGUAGUUUGGGCUUCAUCUGGGGAAAGGGGGUUCUUUUGUUUAGAUUUUACAUUUAAGCCAUAAACAAUCUGGAAUUAGAAUACGAUCCUAUUAAAAUACAUAUACUAUAUAUUAUAUUAGGCUCCAGGGGGUUGUCAACAUUUUAAGGAGGUCUAUAACUGAUAAACAACAUGCAUUGGGGUAGGACUCAAACAUGACAAGUGAAUCAAAGUGUUUAAAACGCUUCACAAAUUAAAAGGAUUCUAAUAGGGGGCUACAAACAAUGUAUGUGCUUUUCUGUUUUUCUCUGUGUUAGUGUAUGAAUACAUUUUCUUUUCUCUUGGCACUAAUGUAUGUUUUGUUCAAAACUGUGUGGGUUGAGAGGGACAGUGGGAGUAGUUUUGUCACGCCAGCCUGUUAAAGAUGCUGCGUCUUCUUUAUUGGGUGAGAACCAAUGAAGACAAAGAACAAAGCCACAGUGGUUACUCCAUUACUCAUGUCAUACAGUUUAUUUAGUCCUCAGUUGUUUAAGCAGAAAUUAGUUAAGGCUUCACAGUGGUGCUCCGUGGCACAGCAUCAUUGUGCUUAGUCAGGAGAGGGUGUUUUUUUCUAUAAUUUAAGUAAUACUGGAAAAUGAACCCUGCCUUGCUAAAGGUUAGCGUGUCAAGAGUUUUUUCAGAAAGCUUGUACAGACUGGGAUAUCUACGUCAAUUGCUUGCUAUUAGUUCAGAGAUGUUUUGAAUGAAAACGUAAGGCAUUUUACACAUGUUUGAUUCUUUGAAGGUUUUUAGGACUGAAUAAAAGAGUAUAAAAAGUGGAAUAUCCCAUAGAGCUUCAUGGAGGUCUAGAAACACCUCGAAUCAAGAGCCAAGUUGCUGUAUUAAUAACACUUUGUGUUUCAUUUGUUUAUUUAUUUGAUUUAUGGAGGUUGGUUUGGGGAGGAAAGGUUGAAGAUUAGCAUUACCCCUGUUCCUCUGGCGUCUUUGGAGGGACUAGGCUGGAUGAUCAUGGGUAAUGUGGUCUUCACAGUUUUAUUUUGUUGUUGUUACUUUAUUUUAAUUGUUUUUAUUUAUUUGUGUCAUAGUAGUGGACUACAUAUUUAACAGAACGAAGUACAUUGUAACAGGAAACCUUUUGGCAACCAGACAUCAAUUGUAGAGUAAAUCUGUCAAUGUCUAUUAUAUUGAUGAACAUCUUGGGAAAUAUAUAUAUAUAUUUAAAUAUACAAAUAUAUAUAUAUA